Brassica rapa (field mustard) is the source of this 414-nucleotide messenger RNA. RefSeq lists its product as uncharacterized. The record is from RefSeq and is a predicted model, not a curated record. Gene Ontology annotation, biological process: root development; shoot system development. Lineage: Eukaryota; Viridiplantae; Streptophyta; Magnoliopsida; Brassicales; Brassicaceae.
AUGAGAAAAGAAGCUAAGAAGCUUCUAGGAUCCUUGAAGAAAAUUGAUGGUGGGUCAAGUUCAUAUGAUAAUGAACAUCUUGUGGCGGUAAUAGAUGUGAUGAGACGAGUAGUUUCGGUUAGUGUCGUGGUGUUGAAGUCGUUAUUAGUGUUCUUGCCCGGGACACAAAGUAACAUGAAGACCAAGCUGGCUUCGUUACUAGUUAAGAAGAAGUAUAAUCAUGAUGCGACCUGCAAGAACGAGUUGGAGACAUUGGAUUACGCUAUUUGCGAAGACUUCAGCUCUCAUGAUGAUCUACAAAAGAAGCUUGUGGAGGUUGAGGUGUGCAUUGGUGGGUUCGAGAAGAGUUUAGAAGGGUUAUUUCGAAGGUUAAUAAGAACACGAGCCUCUCUUCUCAACAUAAUCUCUCACUAG